Molecule: messenger RNA, 1190 nt
Organism: Papilio polytes (common Mormon)
Lineage: Eukaryota; Metazoa; Arthropoda; Insecta; Lepidoptera; Papilionidae
Gene: CSP9
Product: platelet glycoprotein Ib alpha chain-like
Exons: 5
Coding region: 141-1025 (294 amino acids)
Source: RefSeq, a predicted model, not a curated record
ACACCGGCUCUCGCGCGCACUACAACAACACGCAACGCCGAGCCGCGCGGACGGUCGCCGCCAUUUUUCCGCGGGAAAAAUUCGCGCCAAUUAGAUUAUGUGAAUUUGAAUUUCGAAUCGUUUCUUUUUCAAGUGUCAAAAUGCUUUUUGUGCUAGUUCUGUUUGUGUGUGCGUGGAACGCUGUUUACUGUCAAGAUGUAAACACAAUGAUGAAUAUGCCUAAAUACGACGCUAGAUAUGAUUACUUGGAUGUUGAUGCGUUGUUUAAUAGUAAGAGAUUAGUGAGGAACUAUGUGGACUGUUUAAUUAAUUCGCAACGGUGCACACCUGAAGGAAAAGCUUUGAAAAGGUUACUUCCAGAAGCAUUAAGAACGAAAUGUGUACGCUGCACAGAAAGGCAGAAGAGAACAGCAGUGAAAAUAAUCAAGAGACUUAAGACCGAGUAUCCAGAAGAGUGGGCCAAAUUGGCUACCAAAUGGGACCCGACUGGUGACUUUACAAGAUAUUUCGAAGUGUUUUUGGCGAAUGAACAAUUCAAUACCAUAACUGGAAACACUAAUGACAAUCCCAGUUCACCUUCACCGCAACCGCCGCCGCAGCCUAACGUGCUGUCAGUGCUACCGGCAACGCCAUCAACAUCGCGUGCGGUGCCGCUCACCAACCCCACCACUUUGCCAUUACCAACAUCGGCAACACCACCCAGACCUUUACUACUAAACAGGUUCUCAGAUGAUGGGGAGCUGAUGAUGAGUAGUCCAUCAUCAGCAGUGGCUACUCCCAGGCCCACUGCCCCACCCAUCAUCUCCCGAUCACCCACUACAAUGCGCACAAGACCAACACCAGUGGAUUGGUCAGCUGUAGGAUAUGAUUCAAAGCCGACGAUGUUCACACUCCGACCCGUCGACAACAACGAGGCAUACACAACAGCGAUUACUUUCAUCGAUCAAAUUGGCAACAAAAUUAUUCGUACAACCGAAUUCGUAGCAGACAUUUUGAAAAAUACCGUACGAGCUGUCGUUGGCUGAACACAAUAAGCCAGUAUAAUCUGUAUUAUAACAGAUUGUUGUCAAUUAUUUUGAUAGCAUAACUAUUUAUUUUAUUAUUAGUUUGCUAUGCUUUGGCUGAACGGCCCUUGCCUAUAAAUUAUUUAUUAAAUUACUCAAAGACGAUCAAGUAGCGUAAGGAAAAUA